Acromyrmex echinatior (Panamanian leafcutter ant) is the source of this 4687-nucleotide messenger RNA. RefSeq names its product insulin receptor substrate 1 chico (gene chico). The record is from RefSeq and is a predicted model, not a curated record. Gene Ontology annotation, cellular component: plasma membrane; cytosol. Gene Ontology annotation, molecular function: insulin receptor binding; phosphatidylinositol 3-kinase binding. NCBI's taxonomy places the organism in Eukaryota, Metazoa, Arthropoda, Insecta, Hymenoptera, Formicidae. Gene Ontology annotation, biological process: insulin receptor signaling pathway.
UUAUUUACUGUAAGUAAAUGUCAAGUUAGUGCUGUAUAUUCGCGAAUAUUUAUUAAAAUUGAUUAAAACGUACAUUUCUUUGCCCGCAGUGUAGUAUAACUAAAAGUUAGAUACGCAUUAACAAUCAUAAAACUUAAUUUUUUUCUUUGUCGUGUUAUCCAAUUUAAAUAAUUUACGUAUUUUGCAUUAAUUAUAUUGUUUACAUGAGAAAGAUUCGCGUAAACUUAAGCAACACAUAAUUCCAUGGAAACGUAUUCUUUGAAAUAUGCGGCACAAUCCAGUAUUGUAAUUCUUAACGACAGUGUUGAUAUCGUUAUAUUGUAUAUGGUAAAAAAAAAACUGCACAAUAAUAAUGUAAUGUAUGAUAUCGAACUGUCGUUAAAAGUUACCAAAUCGGGAUACUGGAAGUCCUGGAACAGAUCAUUGGCACAUCCUUGAAGCAAUCAGACCGCGUGCUCCAGAAUUACGAGGCAUCGUAAUUCGCGGGAUUCGCACGCGCCAAGAUUUGGCCUUCGCGGCGAGGGGUAUCGAUUCUCGUUCCGGCGCCUUCCCGGUCGACGUUCCCUGAUCGACGCGCCUCCGCCUUUCGGCAGGACGUAGAUCAUCCUCUCGACUGCUUUUGACGGAAUAGAGGUUCACGCGCUUUCGUCGGCGCCGUCGCGCGCACGUUAAUUCCUGGAGAUCGGAUCCCCGCAAGGUUCUUCCGCAUUGCGGCGUCCGUCCGUCCAUUGACACGAUUGUUACGCCACUGCGCUCUGCGCCGUGUCGCCGUCGCACUCGUGUGUACGUAAUAAACACGACGCACGUACCGCACGUGCAUACACGAUGCGCGAGCGGAGACGUGCGCGCGCGCUUCGGUUCGUAUUUACAAUCGCGUAGCGGCGUAUAUGAACCGUAUAUCCGCGUACAUCGGAGCCGCCGCCAUUCGCGCUCGCACUCGCACGCGCGCGCGCGCGCGCGCACUCAGCGCCUGCGUACAUCUUGUUUACAACUGCGGAGCUCGGCGUACACAUGACCUUUACAAGAUAGACACGAUCGUCUGUUCGGUUGGCUAGGCGUGAACCCGCGCGCGGCUCACGAGAAAGAGAGAAAGAGAAAGAAAAAGAGAAAGAAAGAGAGGUGUCGCGCGCGAGUGUUGUGUCGUGGCGAGAGUCCCAUCGCCUUUUGCUGGAACAUCCGGCGAUCGCGGGGACUCGCACGAAUUUUACGCGCGUUGAAACGAGAGUCGAAAGUUGUGCGUUACGUCGCGGUCGUGUCCGCGUCACAAUUGUGUUAACGUUUUCGCAUCGCGACGAUUAAACAACGAGAAAGACGGUCGAUCGGUAUAGUUGCUUGCGCGCGAUCUCGAUCGUCGCGCGAGUGACGACACGAUUGUCGUUUGUCGCGCGCGUUCGAAGUACUCUUGGUGCAGGAGGAGGGUUCCGUAGUCCGUGUUCCGCACUCGGUCGCUCGCUCGCAAAACGGCCGCACCUCGUGGCAUACGCGCUGUGUGACGGCUCCGCUCGUCGUGUGGCUCACGGCAGUCCGGCCAACGUCUACACCGUCCUCCUCCCCCGAUCGCGGACGCGCAUCACGAAAUUACUUGCUUGCGCGAGGAAUGCGCGAGCGACGGUGGCAUGGCAAGUCCGAGCCACCGUUGAGGAGCCUCGGCGCGUCCGAGACGCGGCCUGAGCCGCCUGAAAUCGGUGGCGGGCGAAAUUAGACGAAACCGCGUGACAGGUGGAUUCGAGGCGUGCCGAGACGUGGAAAGAAAGAGAGAAGGAGAGUGAGAAAGGAAGAGAAAGAGACGAGACACGGUGGAUGGAGUGUGAAGGAGGGAGCGUAGCGAGAGUGAGAGAGUGGCCGUCGCAACAUCUCAGAGUCCGCGUCAUCUUCCCUACUUGGUUCCCGACGCCGUGAACGGUGCAAGCGAGAGAAGACCGAGGGUGAAAAUUGUGAUCGUUUCGUUGCCCGCAGUCAUCGUCAUCGUCAUCGUCAUCGUCGUCUCGUGGCUGGCCAUGGCUCGCCAUUGUUAUUGUUGUCGUUCCUCCUAACCUACGAGAAGGUGGACGUCCGCGACUGCCAUCGUGAGAGGAAGAGAGAGGGACGCGACGCGACGCAGCAGCAGCAGCAGCAGCAGCACGCCCUCGGAAACACUGCGACGAGCGCAUCGCACAUGCAACCCGGCUGGCGGUGCUGUUGCUCGCACGCAUCGCCGUGUAUAUUUACGUCCCAAAACGUGCUCGGUGCGAAGGCGCGCGCGCUCACGAGAGCCGCUCCCGAUAUCGUUUCCGUCGUGACUGUCAAUGUGCGACGGACCUGAGCGCGCGAUAACAGCGAGUCGACAACGAGGACGGACACGUUUUUCCUCAACAACGGAGGGAAGCAUCGUGGCGCUGGAAGGCGCAGUUCGCUGACACGUUGACGGCCGUUAUUGUUAUGCCCGCGAAAGUGCGCGGAUCACGCUCCACCAAAGCGAUCGAGCGACGACGUUAAUCGUGUUGGAGGAGCGACAGAGACGGAGAGAUAUCUAUUAUUUAUUAAGAGAUUGAUCGAUCGAUCGAUUGAACUUUUAUCGUCGGUUUAGGAACAUGUCCUCUAAGAAUGUUCGAGAUAAACUAAUACGGAUAAAAAAUAAUACGGGAAGUAAAAAAUUUUUUAACAUUGAGAAGUAAGAAUCGACAAGGAGAGUAUAGUGAAACUCAAAAAUAAUACGAAGGUACAUAAAAAAUUAAAGAGAAUUAAGUACAAGAAAUUGGAAAAGAAAUCGGUAUACAACGCAGAAUACAACAAAUAUAAGUAAGACGAAAAAGAGAAAGAGAGAGAGAAAAGAGGAUAUUUGACGCGAGUGUGGAAAUUGUCGUCGUUUCUCGAGCACAAUGAAAUGAACUUUUGCGCCGUUGUGCGUGACGCAGUCUUUCGGUGAGGACGAGGCGCACCGCGUGCACGUGUGACGACGUGCUCUCGGCGCGUUCCGCGAAACGCGCCACGCACGCCGUGAACUCGCAUGCUCGAGGAGAAAGGAACAGGCAGCGGGAAGUGGGAAGCGAGCGGGGACGAUAAUAGCCGGGAUAUCAUGUGAAUGAUACGUAGAACGCGAAGGGCCGAAACGCUUGUACCCGCGUACUCGAGGGAGGUUCGUUGGUAAUCAUUAAUCGUACGACAACGACAACGACGACGACGACGACGACGAUCUUCUCGAUCGUCAUCCCGACGAUGUCCUCGGGCAGGGGCCCGGCGUCGCCUUCGGGCGGGCCCGUGAUCCGCUCCGGCCACCUGAAGAAGCUCAAGACGAUGAAGAAGAAGUACUUUGUGCUGCGCGGCGAGGGACCCGGCUGCCUCGCCUGCCUCGAGUAUUACGACAGCAAGAAGAAAUUCGAGAACAGGCAACCGCCGAAGCGCAGCAUACUGCUGCACAGCUGCUUCAACAUCAAUAAGCGCGGCGACACCAAGCACAAGCACGUGAUCGCGCUCUACACCAAGGAUGAGUGCUUCUGCCUGAUCCUCGACAGCGAGAAGGAGCUGGACGAAUGGCUCAAGGCGAUGCUCAGGCUACAAAGCGGAGACGUGCCCGAUGGGGAACAGCCGCGGCCUACAUUCGAACACGUGUGGCAAGUUACAAUGCAAAAAAGAGGUCUCGGUGCACGAAAGAACAUUCACGGACCCUACAGAUUAUGCCUCACCGAUCAAACUUUAAGUUUAGUGAAGAUUGGGGCACAGGAUAACUCUGACUCUAUCGAGAUUUCUCUAAAUUAUAUUAGACGAUGUGGAUUUGCGAAUGAUAUAUUCUACAUAGAGGUUGGCCGAUCCGCCGUAACCGGAGAUGGCGAAUUUUGGAUGGCAGUCGAAGAUAACAAUAUCGCGCUCAAUAUGUACGAUGUUAUAACGACUGCGAUGAGGAAUUCGAAAAGUAACAAAGACGAAGUUGGGCCUCGCCAGAGAACGCGUAGUUCCUCCGCCAACGAAGCCAGUAAACCUAUAUCCGUUCUUCAAAGACGGCAUACGGGUCAAAAGCUUCAUGGCUUUUCGCCCCUGGAGGAACAGAAGACAUACAAGGAGCAAGUGGAACCACUGCAAGAGCAGACUGCUACUUCCUCUGUUCUCACACAGUGUAGUCAAUCUCGGAAUACCUCCUCCACCAAUACAGUCACGGCCGUUGCUGGUACCGGGGCUUGGACUACUGGGAUUGCCACGACUAAUGCCAACAGUGCCGGUACCGCUAGACGUCGUCAUUCGGUAGCGAGUCAUCCUCAUUCCGUCAAUAAUUCCCAAUCCGUUCACAAUGUCACAACAGCAACAAAUGCAACUAUGACUACCACUACUGUCACUACCACUACCAUCACUGCAACCACCACUACCAUCACCACCACCAUUACUGCGACCGUCACCGCGACGAUCACUACAACCACAACCGCGACAAUAUCCCAUCAGAGAACCUUGUCGCUGCCCUUAGCUGCCGUUAUUAUCAAUCAAACGCAACCAUCUAAAAGAUCCGUUUUACGGUGUACUACCGGGCGCGAUCGAUGCGACAGUUUGCCGUCGAGAGCUCGUACUACCAGUGAGGGACAACCGACUACGGUUGUGUUAAGCCAUCCUAGAGGAGCCCAUAUUAUGUCGCACGUACCGCGACCGCAUUCCAUGUGUGGCCGAGGCCUCUCAUAUUCUCCACCAAUUGCAUCGAUGCCUAUUAGUCCAUCUUCCGACGUCU